AUGGCCCUCACCACGGCGUCCAAGGGGACGUCCACCAUGGCAGAAUACUUCACCAAGAUCAAGAACCUCGCCGAUGAGAUGGCUUCGGCGGGUCGCAAGCUGGAGGACGAGGAGAUUGUCUCCUAUGUUCUCACCGGCCUCAGGGAGGACUUCGACUUCGUUGUCUCUGCGGUGACGGCGCGGGUCGAACCGAUCUCCGUCCAUGAACUCUAUGCCCAGCUGCUGAGUCAUGAGCAACGCAAGGAGGCGCGCGAUGGAGGAUCCAACUUCUCUGUCAAUACGGCAACCAAGGGCGGUCGCGGCGGUGGCAGUCACAACUUCAAUCGCGGUGGCCGUGGCAACCGUUGUGGCUUCAAUCGUGGCAAGCCCGGCCGCGGAGGUGGCGGUGGCCGUGGAAGCAACUUUCAGCCUGGUGUCUUUUGCCAGGUCUGCGAGAAGGAGGGACACAGUGCCUUCAGAUGCUACAAGAGGUUUGAUCAGAACUUCACUCCAGCAUCCCAGAAGAGCGCUUCCUCGGCUACCACCUCCUCCUAUGGAAUUGACACAAAUUGGUAUGUUGAUUCCGGAGCUACAGAUCAUGUGACUAGUGAACUUGACAAGCUCACCGUACGAGAUAAGUAUGGUGGCCAUGAUCAAGUCCACUCAGCAAGCGGUGCAGCUAGUAAAAAUUUACUAUCUGUCCACCGCCUUGCACGUGAUAAUGAUGCUUUUCUUGAAUUUUAUCCAUAUCGUUUCUUCGUCAAGGAGCAGGGCACGAGGAAGGUCAUCUUCCAAGGACCAUGUGAGGGUGGUCUUUACCCGCUGAAGCCAAGCUCGUCCCAGUCGCGUCCCAAUAAAAGAAAUGAUGAUGGCUCGGGUGCAAACGGCGCUGCCAAUGACGCAUACUCCUAUCGUCAUUUUAUGUGCCCCACCACCCAGACUGCGACAGGCGGCUCUUACGAGAUGGAUGCGCCUGCGCAGAUCUCACCUACCUCGGUGUUCUCCGGGAUCCGCGCCCGCGUAGCACCUAAUCGGGCUGGACGCGCCCUCGCCUGA
This is a messenger RNA of Sorghum bicolor (sorghum), 1035 nucleotides long. RefSeq lists its product as uncharacterized. The record is from RefSeq and is a predicted model, not a curated record. Bases 1 to 1035 code for a protein of 344 amino acids. The transcript has 3 exons. Lineage: Eukaryota; Viridiplantae; Streptophyta; Magnoliopsida; Poales; Poaceae.